Molecule: messenger RNA, 765 nt
Organism: Lachancea thermotolerans CBS 6340
Lineage: Eukaryota; Fungi; Ascomycota; Saccharomycetes; Saccharomycetales; Saccharomycetaceae
Gene: DCN1
Product: NEDD8 ligase DCN1
Exons: 2
Coding region: 1-765 (254 amino acids)
Biological process (GO): positive regulation of ubiquitin-protein transferase activity; protein neddylation
Cellular component (GO): ubiquitin ligase complex
Molecular function (GO): cullin family protein binding; ubiquitin-like protein binding; ubiquitin conjugating enzyme binding
Source: RefSeq, a predicted model, not a curated record
AUGAGGAAUCAGGAUAUAGAAGAGUUUAUCGCGCUCACAAAAGCUUCUCGAAGUACUGCCAGAGCAUAUCUUUCUAAUAAUAACUGGGCACUAGAAUAUGCGCUGAAUGACUUCUACGACACUGUACAGGGUGGGUUUACCUCAAGGCCACCUCCACCACAACUGCUUACGCUGUUUAACGAGUACAAAAAAGGGGAAGAAGACACAAUCUCAACAGAUGGCCUCAUCAGAUUUAUAGGAGACCUUGGCCUGGACCUUGAAGACCCUACAACUCUGUGCGUAGCCGACGCAAUGCAUUGCACUUCAUUGAGCCAAAGUGUCUCCAAAGAAAUGUUCGUUCAGGGCUGGCACGACAACCUCUGUGAAAACCUCCAACAAAUCAAAGAAAAGGUUAAAGAGCUUGAUGAAAAACUGCGAAGAGACUCUGCGUACUUCGAGCACAUUUACAGUUUCACCUACACCCUAGCAUUAGAACCGAAUGAAAAACAACUAGAUCUAGAAACCGCGAUCGCCUACUGGCACCUUUUAUUCCCAACGGAUGGUGCUUACGCCAUUCAAAUUCCACAGAAAAGACUUUGUUCUUGGACUGCCUUCCUGACACGAAAUGUUUCAAGAAUUCAUCAUGAUAUCUGGAAAAUGUUUCUAAAAUUUGCGAGGAUGUUUCCUGACAAUAAGACCCUCAAGCAAGGCUACAAUGAAGACGAUGCAUGGCCUGUGUUGAUAGACGAAUACUAUGAAUACUUGGAAGAAGAAGGUGAGUUGUGA